Molecule: messenger RNA, 1061 nt
Organism: Nicotiana tabacum (common tobacco)
Lineage: Eukaryota; Viridiplantae; Streptophyta; Magnoliopsida; Solanales; Solanaceae
Product: guanine nucleotide-binding protein subunit gamma 2-like
Biological process (GO): G protein-coupled receptor signaling pathway
Source: RefSeq, a predicted model, not a curated record
UUGAGCAUACUGCCACUUGUGAUCUGCUUUCACGCAACCCCAACCUUGACUACUCAUUAUUGGUUUCUCAUUUCUUAUUUAAAAUUAAAAAAUACAACCCCCCAAAACCCAAGAAAAAGCUUUUAUCAUAUCUCCAUUUUCUUGAUCUUAGCUUUAAUGGAGUCACCAUCAAUUUCACAAGAACUUGAUAAUGAGCUUCAAACAGAAGUUCUUUCUCCUUCUUCAUCUAUGGCUGACACAAUUAUAAAACCUAUUUCAAGAACAACUGUUAAUUUUGUUAUGGGGAAACAUCGUAUGGCUGCUGCCAUUGCUUCUCUCGAUCAGCAAAUUCACUUUAUUCAGGAAGAAAUGGAGCAGCUUGAAUCAUAUGGAGAGGCCUCCGUAGUCUGCAAAGAAUUUCUUUCAAUUGUAGAAUCCAAACCAGAUGCUCUGCUUCCAGUGCUUGUUGGAGGAUGGGACCUUAACGAACGAUUCUAACUUAAAAAAGGAGUAUUCAGGCUCAAAAAGGCAAGAAAGAGUACAUCAGGCUAAAGUGCGGUCCGCAGAAAUACACAUGCGAACGCAGAGAAGACACCUGAGCCUUGGAGGAGUUUAAACAAGUGUGGUCCGCGCACCAAAUUAUGCGACCGCAAAAGCUGGUCACACUGACAUUAUUGGAAAAGUUCAAAGAAGGUGCAAGAAGACCAAGUAUGAAGCCUCGCUAAAGUGCGGUUUGUAGAUGAAAAAAUGCAGCCGUAGUCGCUGAAGUGCAGCAACAGAUGGAAUAGUACAGCUGCAGAAAUCCUCCAACUGAAGAAGAGAAGAAAAGUGCGGACUGCACAUGGAAUUGUGCUGCCGCAAAACCUCCCGAAGGGCAUUUUUGUCAGCGAAUUUCAGGGCACUAUAAAUAGACAGGAAACACUUUUUAGAAGUUUUGUAUUGUAAGCAUCUGUAGUAGUUAUCUUUUAUCCUUCUGGAAAAGUAGUGAAAAAUAUUGGUGAAGAAUCAUUAGUUUUAUCAAUUAAUCUUAAUUGUGACCCAACUCUAAUGUGUAAACCUUAUGAGUUAUUAAAUUCAGUUCU